Molecule: messenger RNA, 2037 nt
Organism: Anoplopoma fimbria (sablefish)
Lineage: Eukaryota; Metazoa; Chordata; Actinopteri; Perciformes; Anoplopomatidae
Gene: tradd
Product: tnfrsf1a-associated via death domain
Biological process (GO): extrinsic apoptotic signaling pathway; positive regulation of canonical NF-kappaB signal transduction
Cellular component (GO): tumor necrosis factor receptor superfamily complex
Molecular function (GO): transmembrane receptor protein tyrosine kinase adaptor activity
Source: RefSeq, a predicted model, not a curated record
AGAUUUCCACCAAUCAGAGCGUUCUCUGAUCCGCGCUCAGCCAAUGGGAGGCCAGGAAGGUAUGACCGAGUCAGUGGGUGUGAUCCCGCAGGAGGAAGCGUCAAGCCACCGAACAAUAUAACAAAGUUUUAAGAAGAUGGCGGACAAGACUGUGGAUCGUGGGCCAUGGACCGGAUGUGCCGUCAUGUUUCUGCAGUCACUCUGUCCUGGUGUGAACCUGCUCUCUCUCUGGGAACAGGGAAAGUUCAUCGUUUUCAAAGUCAUCAAGCUGACGCUUAUAGAUUCUGCAAGUGGUCUGGGUGGUUAUGAGAUACUUAAGAUCCAUGACGCCGAUCCCUUUCUGGGGGUGGAGGUGAAGUUUGAGGACAAGUCAGUGUGUCGGCAGUUCCUGGAGAGCUACAGCUCUGGAGCGGUGCGCCAGUCGCUCUCUCAACACGCCUGCCGGCUUCUUAGUCUUCCCCAGGAGUUCACAGUGGAAACUCAGCUCAAGGCCAGCACACACAUCCUGGAUCUCUAUAUGGACAAGCUGGAACUUUGCUUACAGCACAUCCACCUGUCACAGCCGGAGCGCCUGCGCGAUGAGGAGAUUGAACAUCUGGAGGAGCAGCUGCGGACUGAGGCCCGCGGCUCUGCCCGACAGAACCCCAAACCACAGGAAGAGGGUCCCGUCCCCAGUAACUGCUUCAAGUUUCAGAAUAAAGUGUUUGAGGACCGAAUGCUGACUGCGGGAGACGUUCAGAGCUUCUCUAACGGAGUGGGCCGUCAGUGGAAGCAUGUAGGGAGGGCCCUGGGGAAGAGCUGCCGGGCCCUGAAGGGUCUGGCUAUAGACAACCUGGCCUACGAGUACGAGAGAGAAGGGCUGUAUGAGCAAGCCUACCAGCUGCUCAAUCGCUUCAUCCAGGCAGAGGGGAGAGCAGCCAAGUUGAGCCGACUGGUCAAAGUACUGGAGGACUGCAAACUCACCAGCCUGGCUGAAAAUAUUCUGGAGAUUCAGCCGCGAGAGUAAACUCGGUGGGCUUUUGUUUCUGCGCGUACGAGUUAAAAAAACUGAGGGGUGACGGAUCCUCUCUGCAUGAGGAGAGGUUGACAUUGUCCUGCCUGCUUAUAAUAUACAGUAUGUUUGUUCUUGAUUGACUGUCUGUCAAUCAGAAUCAUUCCGGAAUGUGUGUGUGUGUUGAGUGUGUGUGUAUUGAGUGUGUGUGUGUGUGUGUGUGUGUGUGCAUGUUUCAGGCAGGUUGUGUGAACACAUGCUAACACAUCUGUGAGAAUCGAUUCAUGAUCAUGAUUUGCUUUUCAAUCAUUAGUGGUAUUGUUUUUUUAGAGGAAAUUAUCUGUCAUCACUGUUUAAAGGACAUGCUGUUUUGAGUUUGAUGCACUGUUUAAACCUUUUAUUUGUGCUUGAUGUCAUUUUACUGAUGAAACCUUCCAAAACUGAAGGUUAUUGAUUUUUUUUUCUACAAAAUGGGUGCAUACAAAUUAAAUGGUUGUAUAAAAAAAAAAAGUCUUCAUUUUCGUGUUUAAUGCAUUAGUGUAAUUAAAUCUGAAAACAUAAUUUUGUCAAAAUUCCCUCAGGUAUAAUUUAGAGUUAAUCCUCCCUCCCCACCAUCACUCCCUGCCACUCAAACACACACGUGCACACGCUCAUAUGAUUAAACUGUGCUGAUUACUGAUGUUGCUGAAUGUGUGUAUGGGCCUGCAUGUGUCACGUUGUGGGAGCGUGAGGCUGGAGAGGAGGUGUGUGUGUUUUUCAGAGGCUUUAUAUCGGCUUGGCUGAUGGAUGGAGUCUCCUCAGGUUGAGCUCCUCUGCUGGUUUACAUUCAGGGUCCACUGUUAAAGCCCAACCCCCUCUUAUUUUUUCUCCACUUGACCAUCCAUCCAGAUGUGAUGUGUGGAUUAGAAGCUUUUAUGACACACACAAACAUAUAUUAUUGCUAUAUGGUACAGCCACAACCCCCAACAUAGACAUACACAGUUGAAGUUAUGAUAACACAUAAACACAUCUCUCUUUAAGUCUGCUGUAAACAGGAAACUGACCUU